Molecule: messenger RNA, 906 nt
Organism: Owenia fusiformis
Lineage: Eukaryota; Metazoa; Annelida; Polychaeta; Sabellida; Oweniidae
Source: the annotation of a GenBank genome assembly
UAUUGGAAUGUGUUGUCAUAAAUAAACAAUCAUGGCGGACGAAAAUGAAAUAUCUUUGUUGUCAAAACUUGAAAGUAUCAAGGAUAUAAGGGCUAAAACAAUUCAUCUAGAUCGAGUAAAAGGGAAACUCCUCCAAGAGAUCAGCUCUACGGAGAAUGAGGAGAAAUGUCUAACAGACUACAAGCAGGAGAUGGAACUUCUCCUUCAAGAGAAAAUGGCACAUGUUGAAGAGCUGAGACAGAUACAUGCAGACAUUAACACAAUGGAAGCUACGAUAAAGCAGGCCGAAGAGGAGAGAAAUCGUGCAGCUGAUAGUGCGAAACAUCUUUACGACGAGUACAAACCACUAAAAGCUCAUGUAGAUAAACUCAGGGAAAACAUAGGACUUGAGAAAACACAUGACAUCGAAGAUGAGGAAACAAAAUUAAAUUCAGAGUAUUUUGAGAAACAAAAGACAGAAUGGCAGAGUGAGCAACAAACCCAUGUUGAGCCUCCACAGCCUUUAUCUGUGUCUAAUGUUAGUACAGCCCAGAUUCCUGUCCCACGGAACAAGCCAGAGAGACAGGGAUUCAGGCAGCAACCUCCACCUAUGAAGGCGUGUCUUUCGUGUCAUCAACAGAUCCAUCGUAAUGCACCUAUCUGCCCUCUUUGCAAGGCUAAAAGCAGAUCACGCAAUCCCAAGAAACCUAAGCGCAAGUUGGAUGAAUGAUGGGAAGAAAACUUAUGUAAUUAGUCAAUAUAGAGCCCAUUAUUAAACAUGGGUAAUUGUGGUCAUGGAAUAUCUUGCCUAACUAUUCACCAGUGAGAUAAUAUAUUAAAGGAUGAAUGUCCAUAUAUGGAUAUAGAGGGACUUCUAAGCAGUUAUAUGUCAGCCAGUGAGAAUCCUGUUCUUAAGGAUGAAUGCCC